GCCAUUUUAGUUGACUCAAAAGUAACAGGCAUGCCGAAUAAGUAAUAUCCUACAUGUAGUUUGUUAUUUAAAAUUAUAUUUACCUUAAUAAGUUGUUUUUUAAUUGAGAAUGCCGUCGUGUUCAGUGAUCGGGUGUUUACAGAGAAACGUAAGCGACGGAAUCACGCUUCAUAGAUUCCCACAUGACCCGGUUCAGAGGCAGCGCUGGGUAGAUGCUCUGAGGAGAGAGAAUUUUGUCCCGGGGAGGUCAGCCGUCGUGUGCUCGAGACACUUCGCUGAAGAGGACAUCGAUCGGACGAGUCUAGUUUGUGUUCGGAUUCGUGCAAAUGCGGUCCCGACGGUUUUUCCGGAUUGUCCAUCACGUUCACGUAAAAGAGGGAGGAAAGUCAGAGAGAGGAAGUCCGGGAGAUUAUCUUCAGAUGUUACUUCGGAACAAUUCAAGGAUGUAGAUCAUGGGGAAUCUGCAGUUUUGUCUGCUUCUUCAUCAGCAGAGACUUCAUCCUCUUCCACGCCAUCAAUGACUUCUCCCAUCACGACAUCGACUUCCUCACCUUCCACAACUGUGACUUCCUCUACCUCCACUCCAUCAACAACCUCCUCCGCUUUCACACCACUGACGACGUUUCACACCGUGCUAUCAACUUCCUCCACUUCUUUGCCAUUGCCUUUAUUCACUUCCAAGACAUUGACCUCCUCCACUUCUACGGAAUCAAUAACUUUUCCUACCAUGCCAUCAACUUCCUCCACUCCUUCGUCACUGCCAGCGUCAACAUCCAAACCAUCUGCGCCUUUCCUCACUAUGCCAUUGGCUUCCUUCAAUUACACCGCAUCAAGCUUCUCUUCCACUCCAUUGACGACUUCCUCCACUUCCGCGGGAUCAAUUUCUGCAUCGCCGAAUCCAGAAGCGUCAUCCGGUGCGGCGAAGCCCGCCCACACGUCCCUAAACCUUCACCUCGAGCUUAAGCUUGGCCGUUCACAGCAACAGCUGGAGUCGUCGAGGAAGCAAAUAAAAAUUCUGCUGCAAAAUAAGCGAAGACUGAACAGACGUAACGCUCGUCUGAAAUCGAUGAUUACUGAUCUGAAAAAGCAAAAUUCGAUGCGCUCCGAAAGCUUGCAGGUGUUUGAAAAAUCUCCGACCGGUGUGGCAGACCUUUUGAAAAGACACACCGCUAAACAGUUAAACGAAGUUCUACCGUGUUCAUAUUCUGCAGAACUGAAGAGAUUCGCUCAGACGUUACAUUACUGUUCUCCGCGUGCCUACAGAUACGUUCGAAAGAUGUUUAAUACCUGCCUGCCUCACCCACGGACUAUUGAGAGGUGGCACAGCGACACUGACGGAUCAUCCAGCACGCUUCAGGAUUCACAGGAUCAUUUCGAGGAAAGUCAGUUCGAGGGAAUUGCCCGAUCACCCACCGGAGGAAAGAAACUCAAACCCAACGCAGUUCCCACGCUGUUCAACGUUCCAAACCCGCCCUCGCCCAUCGCCCAGCACACACACUCCACCCUGCCGUACAAACCCGAGACAGCAGAGAGCGAUUUGAAGGUCGGGGAUCACGGGUACGCCCGACGGCAGCCCCGAGCCGAGUUGGAGGAAGACGAGCUGCUGAGAGCAGAGGAAGAGCGGCCAUGUUCUCUGUGUCAGCACUAUAAAUCCCAGCUGGAGCAGCAGCAGCAGCACACGGCCAGGCUGCAGAGAGAGGUGGAGGAGAUGAAGAAGCGCUUGCACCGGCUGAGCCGGAUGGAAAAAGGCCUGCAGGUGUUCCUCUUUGAGGAUCAGAUCCGCGCCCUGACCCUGAGCAAGCGCUCGCGCCGCGCCGUCUGGUCCCACGACACCGUCCUGACCGCGCAAAAGAUCCGCUGCGCCGUCGGCGUAAAAGGAUACGAGUUCCUGCGUGAGCUCGGCUACCCCCUGCCCUCGUACCGGACCCUGUGUAACCGUCUCGAACCCAGGAUAAUGAUGAGCGAGAGCAUGCAGGAGGAUCUGGCAGAACUUGGGCUGGGGAUCAUCACCGCCUGCGACAGCGCGGACGAGAACACAGCGAGCGAAGAAGCGCUGAUCGGGAUGAUGACAUAACAGACUGGCUUGUUGUGUGUUUGAGAGAGAAUGUGUGUAAAGUGUAGAAUUCUGGAUUCUGAUUGGUCAGAAGGUGUUAUUUCUAAUUAGCGUGUGUGUUCUAAUACACUAUGGUUUCUAUAGUAACAGCUAAUUUACAGAGACUCGUACAGAUUAAGGUUUAACGCUGGAUAUUAAACUGUGACUGAGGAGUCGAUGCUUUAUCAGAGAGGAGAGGCUGAACGUGUUUCACAGACAUUUAUUGUGACUCCAAAUAGAUAAAAAAAAAAGUGUGAUGUCAUUUUUGUAGUCAAUAAAAGUUGUUAUUCGUCUGGUUGCUGUAGCGUAAGAGGAAUAAACCACUCUAAAAUGUGUUGCUACAGGACAUCUCGCGGUGGUGACGCUAAGUCUGCUUCAUCACCAGAGGGUGUUAGAUUCAUUUCCUUAUAGCAACGCGACUCUGAGUGUGUUUAUUUUUUUAGCAAAAAAUUCAGAACAUUCUCAGUGUCUGGAGUUUGUUUCUUUACUGACUUAUUAAUGACUCCAUUAGUUACUGGAGAGUUUAGGGAACUGGAACUGAUUAUUUUUCUCCUCAUGUCAUCACACACACAUAUGUGUGGCAUACGUCACUUUGUUUAAGCAUUUAAAUUGUGUAUGCUUUCUGCUCACACUUUCUCACAGAACAAUAAUAAAUAACACUAAUGUUUUAUAAA
Clarias gariepinus (North African catfish) is the source of this 2766-nucleotide messenger RNA. RefSeq lists its product as uncharacterized. The transcript has 5 exons. Lineage: Eukaryota; Metazoa; Chordata; Actinopteri; Siluriformes; Clariidae. The record is from RefSeq and is a predicted model, not a curated record. The coding region runs from base 110 to 2074 and encodes 654 amino acids.